Asparagus officinalis (garden asparagus) is the source of this 3080-nucleotide messenger RNA. Its product is annotated as protein NLP1-like. The transcript has 4 exons. Bases 229 to 2562 code for a protein of 777 amino acids. Gene Ontology annotation, molecular function: DNA-binding transcription factor activity; protein binding. The record is from RefSeq and is a predicted model, not a curated record. NCBI's taxonomy places the organism in Eukaryota, Viridiplantae, Streptophyta, Magnoliopsida, Asparagales, Asparagaceae.
UUUUUUUUGACUGAUCAAGAUACUUAUAUGCUCCUUUGAUUCUAGUUGCCCAUAUUCUUUCUCUGAUUAAUUUUGUUGAUACUCGUUCACUUUUGACAUAAUUAACUGAAAAGUUAAAAAGAUUGAAUUUUGGUGAUUUUCCUUUGAUGGGUUUUGCUUGAAUUGGGCUUUGCAGCAGUAGCUAGCUUUUCAUGAGAUGGAAUUUUGAAGAAAUUAUUGGAUUCAAAUAUGGGAGAUGCUAGUGCUCAAAGACCUGGGAGCUCACUGGAGAGAGCCGUGUCAUGUUCUUCAGUCGAUUUCGAUCUCAUGGAUGAGAUGUUAUCAGGAGAUUGCUGGUUCCAAACAAACACCCCUUCGCUUGAUACACAAGAAAAUGAAACCCCAGAACAGGGCUCUGAUCAAAAACUCUACUUGUUGAUUCAACCAAGAAGCCCAACUCCUCCUCUAAAAGAUAGACUGAUCCAUGCACUGAGACGCAUUAAGGAAGCUCAAAGAGACAGUGAUGUCCUUGUUCAAAUUUGGGUUCCAAUUCGUACGGAAGGCAAACACUUUCUCUCAACCUUUGGCCAGCCAUUUUGGCUCGACACGAACUGUCAGAGUUUAGUGAGUUAUAGAGCAGCAUCAGCAGGCUACCAGUUCUCAGCCGAAGAGAACUCGAACGAGGCUUUAGGAUUGCCUGGCCGAGUUUUUUUAGGCAAAGUUCCUGAAUGGACACCAGAUGUUCGAUACUUUAGCAGCUUCGAGUUUCCUCGAGUUGAUCAUGCUCAAACGUGUAAUGUUCGUGGGACCAUCGCGAUACCUGUUUUUGAGAGAGAUAGUCGAUCGUGCCUCGGAGUUGUGGAGGUUGUUCUGACUAUGCAGAAGAUUAACUAUAGUUCGGAUAUUGAGAGUAUUUGCAGUGCUCUUCAGGCAGUGGAUCUUCGAACUUCCGAUGUUCUCAGUGUUCCCCGAUUAAAGGUGAGUGAGAAUUCGUACCAAGCAGCUUUACCGGAGAUCCAAGCAGUACUAAAAGCUGUAUGCGACACUCAUAGUCUUCCACUAGCCCAAACAUGGAUCAAAUGCAUUCAGCAAAAUAAACAAGGAAGCCGACACUCCAACGAAAACUAUAAAGACUGUGUAUCGCCUGUUGUUUCUGCUUGUUACGUGAAUGAUCUUUCGAUGUUGAGCUUUCAUGAAGCUUGCGCUGAGCACCACUUACUCAUAGGUCAAGGUGUUGUUGGCAAAGCUUUUACGACGAAUCAACCGUGUUUCUAUCCGAACGUGACUGAUUUCAUCAAGACACAGUACCCUCUCUCUCAUCAUGCUAAACUGUUCGAUUUAAGGGCAGCAGUGGCUAUUCGACUUCGAAGCGUUCACACUGGAAGAGCUGACUUUGUGCUGGAGUUUUUCUUGCCUGUGGAUUGCGUCGAGAGCGAAGAACAGAAACUGAUGCUUAAUUCGUUGUCUAUCACGAUACAGAAGGUUUGCAAGAGUUUGAGAGUUGUAACCGACAAGGAGCUCGAAAGUGAGGCUAUGUUAACUGAUUCAGUUGCGACUUCUUCUAUACCUUUGGAAUUUAGCAAGGAGAUCAAAGAAUUCAGUGUCGCUACUAACUGGGACGCAUCAGAGGCUGGACAUUUACAAAGAACUGAUGAUCAAAAGGAUUCUUUUUGUGGUGAUGCUUGGUUUCCACAAUCCGGAAAGACAACUGAAAAGAGGCGUGCAAAGGCGGAAAAAACUGUCAGCUUGCAAGUUCUUCGGCAAUAUUUUUCUGGUAGCCUGAAAGAUGCUGCAAAAAGCCUUGGAGUAUGCCCGACUACCCUGAAAAGGAUAUGCAGACAGCACGGGAUAAGUCGUUGGCCUUCAAGAAAAAUUAAGAAAGUCGGCCACUCUCUAAAGAAACUCCAAGUUGUUAUCGAUUCAGUCCAGGGUGCUGAAGGGACUUUUCAGUUUAGUUCUGUAUACGAAGAUUUCGCGAAAAUUUCGAGGCCCGAUAAAUUGUUAUCAGGAAAGCAGACCGAUCAUCCAGAAUCAUCAAACACGCUUCAGAACCAAGACGCCAGGUUUAGUUCUCAGACUUCUUCAUCGAACUCCCUCUCCUGCUCUUCUUGCUCCCACAGUUCCAACUCGAAUUUGGGGGUUCAUGCCCCUAAACCUGGUAUAAAACAAGAAGCGCCCCAAGAUGAGAACCAGAUAGCCAAGCUUAAGAGAGAAAAUAGUGAGGUAAAGUUGCAGGUCUCGGCUCGAGACCCACCAAGAACUCUGGUUCAAUCGCAAAAGAGAUCAGACGUGCUCAAGGUCAAGGCAGCGUUUGGUGAAGAAAACAUCCGGUUCAGGCUGAAGCCUUCUUGGGGAUUCCACGAACUAAAGCAAGAGGUAUUGAAGAUGUUUAACAUAGAUGACCUAUGUUCUGUGGGUCUCAAGUACUUAGACGACGAUUCUGAGUGGGUCCUGUUAACAUGUGAUGCUGAUCUUCAAGAAUGCAUCGAUGUGUAUAAAUCAUCUAGUUGUGGUACUAUCAAGAUGUCUGUGCAUCGUGUUGCAGCUCGCAUGGCCUUGUUAAGCUUCGCACAACUGCACUAGAAGGGCGGCCUGGUGCACGAAGCUUCAGCUGUUUGCUGGGUUCGGGAACGGUCGGAUCACUUUAGUUCUAUUGUACGCAGCAUUACCUUGCAUUUUUUACAAAAGUCUGUUCUCAUGACUCAAACACGUGACCUCCUGGUCACAUCUUACUAUUUUGUAAGGUAACUCUUCCCACUACACUCGACAAUAAUGACUGCAUUGAUAGACAGGUGACUGCACUGAUAGUGGCUAUACUGAUAUGUCAUGUAUCGCCCUCUCCUUUUUAUAUGAUAUUCUACAAAGUGUAUUGAAACGUCUAAAUUCGUGAGUUAAUGCAAUUGUUGUGUUCUUUGUCUUGUUUUUCCUAUUGUUUGCAUGUAUAACUCUUCGUUUUCAAGUUUUACUUAUUAACGAGCGAAUUUUCCAUCUUUUACUUAGAGAAAAUGAGCAAAUAUGAAAGAAAAAAAAUUAUAGACUAAAACAAACAUAUUGCGUAACACCAAAGCCUUCCUUUCUUAUGUAACUCACACCGCAAACAU